AACACCAACCAAACACAGUUACGGAAAAGGAAAAAGAAGAGCAAUCAGCGGGGAACCAGUUUAAGCGGGGAACCAGUUUACCUCACAUACUUCCGGUUUAAGGGAAAACUCAAAAUUUCAGGCGGCAUGGCUGAUGUUUUAGAUUUACAUGAAAUAGAAGAGGGAGGGGAUGAAUUUGAAGUAGACGAAGAAGGAGAUCAGGGUUUACUGAAGUUAAAAGAGAAAGCUAAAAAAAGAAAAGGAAGAGGAUUUGGAGCAGAUGGACCAACGAGGAGUGGGGUUGAGGACUAUGAAGCUAUGGAUGUGGAUGAAGAGGGAGGACCCGGUCCUCAGCGGUCUGUAGAGGGGUGGAUCUUGUUUAUAACUGGUGUUCAUGAAGAGGCACAAGAGGAUGAUAUUCAUGAUAAAUUUGCAGACUAUGGCACAAUAAAAAACCUUCACCUAAAUCUAGACAGACGCACAGGUUUCUUAAAGGGAUAUGCACUUGUAGAAUAUGAAACCUUUAAAGAAGCGCAAGCAGCAAUGGAUGCAUUAAAUGGAUCAGAUAUACUGGGUCAGAAAAUAGGUGUAGACUGGUGUUUUGUACGGGGUCCACGAAAAGGACGUGGUAGAAAAGAUGGAAGAAGACGGUGAAGAACAAAGAAAAUUGUAUUGAUUGAAGGUGUCAGACUUGUGUUGAAAUAGUGAUGUUUAUCAAUGCAUAUGAAACUCGACAAACUUUUCAAUUGUGUUUUUAGUUUUCAAGCAAACAACAAUAUUGUGUUAUGUAGAUAGACAUAUGUGUUCUUUGUAUUGAAGUACAAUUGUAAUGGAUAUUUUCAGUUUUUAAUUAAAAGAACAAAUUGAUUAAAAA
Messenger RNA from Ostrea edulis (European flat oyster), 853 nucleotides. RefSeq names its product RNA-binding protein 8A-like. Gene Ontology annotation, biological process: RNA splicing. The transcript has 6 exons. Bases 127 to 633 code for a protein of 168 amino acids. The record is from RefSeq and is a predicted model, not a curated record. Gene Ontology annotation, molecular function: mRNA binding. Lineage: Eukaryota; Metazoa; Mollusca; Bivalvia; Ostreida; Ostreidae. Gene Ontology annotation, cellular component: nucleus; cytoplasm; exon-exon junction complex.